AGGCAACCUGAUACCCAAUAAAUAGCCAGACAAGUCAUCAACAUUCCAGCGCACUGCUGGAGAGAUGAGACAAUUACACCAGCUGCCCCUAGUGGGGCUCCUAUUGUUUUUCCUUACUCCAAGCCAACUAUUCAAGACCUGUGAGGUAAAUGAAGACGACCGAUUCCGUCUAAACCCUCUGUUGAGCACAAUGAGCUAUUCAAUAUGUACCAGUGAAGUCCAAGCUGCCAAUGUUCUGCUGUCCCUGAGACUUGUUGGGAUCAAGAGGCAAAACCUAGAGCAAAAGCUGAUGCAAGAAGUCAACGAUACUGCGGUAAGGAAAGCAUCAAAUAUAAGUUCUGGACAGCUUGCCUGGACUAUGAUGGCUUUGGGAGCAUGUCAUAACCCUAAUGAAACCUUUAUUAUUGAUCUUCAACUGGUCCGCCUUCUAGAAGAGAAAUUCCAAGAAGAAAUUGAAAAUAUGAGAGCACACAACGGCAAUCCACUAACUAACUACUACCAGCUCAGCCAGGCCCUUUUGGCCUUGUGCCUGUUCAGUGGAAACUACUCAGUCACUGAAAUUGCUGAACUCUUCACUCCUGAAAAUAAAAACUAUUAUUUUGGUAACCAGUUCUCAGUAGAUACUGGUGCAAUGGCUGUCCUAGCUCUGACCUGUGUGAACGGGAGUAUAAUAAACCGACAGCCAGAAGAUGAGAAGAUUUCAAUGAGUAUCAAUAAUCACACAGAGUUACUGAUAAAAAAAAUUCUGUCUGAGAAAAAAGAAAAUGGUCUCAUUGGAAACAUAUAUAGUACAGGAGAAGCUAUGCAAGCCCUCUUUGUCUCAUCAAACCAUUACAAUGAAAGUGAAUGGAAUUGCCAACAGACUCUGGACACAGUACUCAAGGAAAUUUCUCAGGGAGCAUUCAAUAUUCCAACUGCUGCAGCCCAGAUCUUACCUGCCUUGAUGGGAAAGACCUAUUUGAAUGUUAACAAAGACUCUCCUUGUGUCUACACUUCAGAUUUCAAUGCCUCCAUUCCUGUGCCUGGAUCUGUGACACCUACGAACUCACCUUCAUCUAUCACAGUCCAUUACUCUGUGCAAAUCAAUGAAACAUAUUCCACCAACGUCACCGUGCCAAAUGGGUCUGUCUUCCUAAACGUGAUGGAGGCAGCUAAGAAACAAAACAUAACUAUAUUUGGCUUUACAAUGGAGGAGACUUCAUGGGGCCCAUACAUCACCUCCGUUCAGUGCCUAAAGGCCAACAAUAAUGAUAGAACCUACUGGGAAAUUUUGAGUGGAGGCCAUUCACUGAGCCAAGGAGUUGGUAGUUAUGUUGUCCAUAAUGGAGAAUAUUUGAUGAUUCGCUGGAGCAAAUACUAAUAAAUCCAAACCUUCCUCAGACGGAUCUAAUCCAUUUGCAAUAGAAAUUAGUUUCAUUUAUCUUAAUCCCAAGAGAAGAGUCAAUAACCUCUGCUUCUCUCUCUCUGCCUCUUCAGUAAAAAAACCAGUAACUGUA
This is a messenger RNA of Trichechus manatus latirostris (Florida manatee), 1496 nucleotides long. It is a transcript of the gene TCN1, whose product is annotated as transcobalamin 1. Gene Ontology annotation, molecular function: cobalamin binding. Gene Ontology annotation, biological process: cobalamin transport. NCBI's taxonomy places the organism in Eukaryota, Metazoa, Chordata, Mammalia, Sirenia, Trichechidae. Bases 65 to 1360 code for a protein of 431 amino acids. The record is from RefSeq and is a predicted model, not a curated record. The transcript has 9 exons.